This is a messenger RNA of Condylura cristata (star-nosed mole), 948 nucleotides long. Its product is annotated as kininogen-2-like. NCBI's taxonomy places the organism in Eukaryota, Metazoa, Chordata, Mammalia, Eulipotyphla, Talpidae. Gene Ontology annotation, biological process: negative regulation of endopeptidase activity; negative regulation of blood coagulation; positive regulation of cytosolic calcium ion concentration. The record is from RefSeq and is a predicted model, not a curated record. Gene Ontology annotation, molecular function: cysteine-type endopeptidase inhibitor activity. The coding region runs from base 1 to 948 and encodes 315 amino acids. The transcript has 8 exons. Gene Ontology annotation, cellular component: blood microparticle; extracellular region.
AUGAGAUUAAUUACCGUCCUUUUCCUCUGCUCCAGGCUGCUAUCUAGUUUAAGCCAGCAGCCCUCACAGGAAAUUGACUGCAAUGAUCACGAUGUACUUAUGGCUGUAGAUGCUGCUCUGAAGAACUACAAUGGUGGAAACCAAACAAACAACCUCUUUGUAUUGUACCGUGUCGGUAAUAUCACCAAGAUGGAUUACAUAAAUCCAUUUUAUUCCUUCAAGUACCAAAUCAAGGAGGGUGACUGUCCUGUUCAAAGUGGCAAGACCUGGCAGGACUGUGCCUACAAGCAAUCCGCAGAUGCUGCCACUGGAGAAUGUACAGCCACCAUGGAGAAAACUGAAAAGAGAAAAUUCACUGUAGCUACGCAGACCUGCCAGAUCACUCCAGCGGAGGGACCUGCGGUGAUUUUCCAGCACAGUUGCCCUGGUUGCAAGUACCCCAUAUCAACAGAGGACCCCAAAGUGAAAGAAAUCCUGAAACAUGCUGUUUCACAUUUUAACAAGAACAGCAGUCACUCUCACCUCUUUGAUAUUGAAAAAACAAUGCGUGCUUUUACACAGGUGGUAGCUGGAUGGAAUAUUGACAUUUCCUACUCAAUUAGGCAAACUAAUUGUUCCAAGGCGGACUUUCCAGAAUUAGCUCCGGAAUGCCAGAUCCUUUCAAAAGGUGGUUCUGCUGAAUGCACAGAUAGUGCAUAUAUCGACCUUUCGCGAAGAAUUGCUUCCUUCUCUCAGAAAUGUAACUUCUUAUCAGAGGAGGCUUUUUUCCCGAGGUUUUGUGUAGGCUGUCCAGAAAAUUUACCUCUUAACAGCUCAGAUAUGAAUAAGCUUCUGAGUCUUACAUCCAUACGGCUUAAUGCAGCCAUUAAUAGCAGAUUCUAUUUCAAGAUUGCCAAUGUGCAAAGAGCAACAUCUCAGGUCCUUAAAGUAAAAGCAGAUGAUCAAUAG